UGUGAAUUGCACAUUGUUGUGGGGGUGGUGUUGUUCAUGUACAAGGAGAGUAAGGCCCCAGCUGUGGCGGCCACUGACAAAACUGGAUUGGGUGAAUUGCUGCUCAUACUCAGUUUGUCUAUGGACGGUUUAACGGGUGCCGUACAGGAACGUAUGCGUUCCUCAAGUGCCCCUUCUGGGCAGCAAAUGAUGUUUGCCAUGAACUUUUGGAGUACUCUGAUGUUGGGCUUUGCCAUGAUUGUGACAGGUGAGGGCAAAGAAUUCAUACAUUUCGCCAGCCGCCACCCUGAGUUGUGGGGCCAUAUGGCCAUGUUGGCACUGUGUGGUGCCUUGGGUCAACUAUUCAUUUUCCUAGUGGUUUCUGGUUUUGGCCCGUUGGCAUGUUCUGUUGUCACCACCACCCGUAAAUUCUUUACCGUACUCUGUUCUGUGGUAUUGUUUGGCAAUGUCUUAUUGCCACGUCAAUGGUUUGGCGCUGUUCUGGUAUUUGCCGGCCUCUUUGCCGAUAUGUUCUAUGGUAAAAAACCUCCAGCAACAAAUAAGAAACCCCUUCCAAAAGACACCGAGGAAAAGAAGAAGUUAAUAUCAUAGAAU
Musca vetustissima is the source of this 594-nucleotide messenger RNA. Its product is annotated as solute carrier family 35 member B1 homolog. The transcript has 2 exons. Gene Ontology annotation, cellular component: endoplasmic reticulum membrane; Golgi membrane. The annotation marks the transcript as partial. The record is from RefSeq and is a predicted model, not a curated record. Gene Ontology annotation, molecular function: UDP-glucose transmembrane transporter activity; UDP-galactose transmembrane transporter activity. Gene Ontology annotation, biological process: UDP-galactose transmembrane transport. Lineage: Eukaryota; Metazoa; Arthropoda; Insecta; Diptera; Muscidae.